Messenger RNA from Notodromas monacha, 5148 nucleotides. Lineage: Eukaryota; Metazoa; Arthropoda; Ostracoda; Podocopida; Cyprididae. The record is from the annotation of a GenBank genome assembly.
AUGGGAUGGCCAAGCGAGACGUUGCUCUUGUAUGCGAGAUCCAAGGGUUCCCUAUCCCAGUAUUCAGAACCCACGACCCGAGUGGCUCCUACUUCUGCCCUGUCGGAGGUUGAGUUGUCUCGUGUAACAGGCAAGCUAGGGAUCCCAGUUGCGUUGAAAUGCAAUGCUGGAGGCUUUCCGGUUCCGAUGUUCAGAAGCCGUUCUCUCGGGAACGUGUGGCAAUGGCAGCGGAACCUUGUUCAUCAUGGAUAUGUGCCUCAUUCUGGACUUAAAUUUGUAGAACCAACCGGUCGUGUAGCCCCGACUUCAUCCUUAUCAGAAGUUAAGCUGUCUCAAGUAAAAGGCAACUCUGGUAGCGCAUUAGCUUUGAAAUGCUUGGCUGGCGGAUUCCCCGUUCCGUCAUUCAGAUGGUUUCACGUUGCUGACGGUGGCAAGAAACGCCCGGUCACGCUCAACGACCGGGUCAUUCAAGUUGGAGGUACGUUGAUCAUCAAACAAGCCACUGUCGAGGAUUCCGGAAAGUACCUUUGUGUCGUCAACAACUCCGUCGGCGGCGAAAGCGUUGAGACUGUUCUAACUGUCACUGCUCCCUUGACCGCGAGCAUCGAUCCCAGGGAGCAAACGGUCGAGUUCGGGAGAUCCUCGUCGAUGACGUGUGUCACUGGAGGAAACCCGAUCAACAGCGUGACGUGGUAUAAAGAUGGGAGCAAGCUGAGUCACGACGGCGAAACCCUUACGAUUUCCUCGGUAAAGAAAGAAGAUCGUGGUAUGUAUCAGUGUUUCGUGAGAAACGACCAGGAAAGCGCACAAGGUACAGGCGAGCUCAAACUUGGAGGACGCUUUGAUCCCCCUGUCCUCACGUCCACCUUCUCGGAGAUGACAAAGCAGCCGGGCUCGGACCGCGACGCCUUCCUGAAAUGCUCUGCUACUGGAAAUCCUCGACCGGAUAUCGCGUGGGAACUCGACGGGAAAGUGUUGACGAACACGGAUCGCCGGCAAAUUAAUCAGCAGGUCUCGAGCUUCGGGGAAGUCGUGUCGCAUCUUAAUAUCACGGCGCUGCACGCGCACGACGGCGGAUUUUAUCGGUGUAUCGCGUCGUCCAAAGUCGGUGAAGUGUCGCACGCGACGAAGCUUAACGUCUUCGGUUUGCCAUUUGUGCGUCCCAUGGACCCGAAGAAGGUCGUCGCUGGAGAAAACCUCAUCGUCCAUUGCCCCGUGGCCGGGUAUCCGAUCCACAGCAUCACAUGGGAACGCAACGGCCGGAUUCUGCCGAUCAACAGGCGUCAGAAAGUGUACCCGAACGGCACCCUCAUUAUCGAAGAAGUGGAGCGAAAUGCGGAUCAGGGAACGUACCAUUGCGUCGCGAAAAAUACCCAGGGAUACACAGCCAAAGGAGACUUGCAAAUCAGCGUCAUGGUUCCGCCCGUGAUUGGACCAUUCGAAUUCGAUGGGCCGCUGCUACCUGGGGACGGGGGUCAGCUGUCGUGUUACGUGGCCAAAGGCGACGUUCCUUUGACCAUCUCGUGGAAUUUUCACGGGAAGUCCGUGGAGAAGUCGCCGAACAUUUCGACGCAAAAAGUUGGGACGCGCACGAGUUUGCUUACACUUGAGAACGUUCAUUUCGAACACAGUGGCACGUACACGUGCGUGGCGAAGAACGACGCUGGCACUGCUCAGCACAGUGCCGAUCUGACGGUUAAUGUUCCGCCGGUCAUUACGCCGUUUUCCUUCGGCCCGGAAGCCUUGUUCUCCGGCGAAAGCAGCCAGAUCACGUGUUUUGUGGGCCAAGGCGACUUGCCGCUCAACAUCAGGUGGGCCUUCCACGGGAAAGCCGUGUCGUCCCACAUGGGCAUCACGACGACGCGUGUUGGCGGCCGGGCCAGCAUGCUGGUCAUAGACCACGUCAUAGCUGGGCACAGUGGCAACUACACGUGCACCGCCGAGAACCAAGUCGGGCUCACUAACUUCACGGCUAGGCUUGUUGUCAACGGUAACGGAAUCGGGAUCCCUGAUAGAUCAGUCUCCUCGGCUCUCUUGCCGCCGAUCAUUGAGCCCUUUUCCUUCGGGUCCGGGCCGAUGAAUUCGGGCAAGACCGCCUCAGUGCAGUGCCUAGUAUCGGAAGGCGACCUGCCUCUGAAGAUCACCUGGGCCUUCCACGGUCGCGAAAUGUCGUCUCAGAUGGGCAUCACCACGAUGAUGGUGGGGCCGAGCAUGAGUCUGCUCAUGAUCCAACACGUCAUUGCUGGACACUCUGGCAAUUACACCUGCACUGCGCGGAACCUUGCCGGGAUUGCGAAUUACACCGCCGGGUUGCUUGUUAAUGUUCCACCGGUAAUCGAGCCGUUCGACUUCGGGGCCGGGCCCUUGAACUCGGGAAGAACGGCAUCGGUUCACUGCUUGGUCUCCGACGGGGAUCUUCCGCUGUCGAUCACGUGGGCCUUCCACGGCCGGAAUGUGUCGUCGCAAAUGGGUAUAACGACGUCGAAGCUGGGUUCGCGGAUGAGUGUGCUUAUGAUCGAGCACAUCGUGGCCGGGCACAGUGGGCGCUACACAUGCACUGCCCGGAAUUCCGCCGGCGUGGCGGAUCGCUCCGCAGAACUCGUUGUCAACGUUCCGCCGCUGAUAAAACCGUUCGAAUUCGGCCCGGGUCCACUGAACGCCGGCGAAACCGCAUCCGUGCAGUGCCUGGUAGAAGGCGACUUGCCGCUGGUCAUUACGUGGGCGUUCCACGGCCGGAACGUCUCCACGCAAUUAGGGAUAACCACGUCCAAGAUCGGGGCUCGAAUGAGCGUGCUAAUGAUCGAUCACAUCAUCGCAGGCCACAGCGGUCGGUACACGUGCACCGCGAGGAACCCUGCGGGCACCGCGGAUGUGUCCGCCGAUCUACUCGUGAAUGUUCCGCCGAUCAUCAAAGACUUCGAAUUCGGCCCCGGGCCUCUUAAUGCUGGGGAAACGACGUCAGUGCAGUGCCUGGUGUCAGAGGGUGACUUGCCACUGACGAUCACGUGGGCUUUCCAUGGGAGGAACGUUUCUUCGCAAAUGGGCAUUUCCACUUCGAAAUUCGGCUCUCGGAUGAGUGUAUUGAUGAUCGAGCAUAUCGUUGCUGGUCACAGUGGGAAGUACACUUGCACUGCGCGGAAUUCUGUCGGCACAGCUGACUACUCUGCUCAUCUCCUUGUCAAUGUACCGCCGACGAUUGCCCCGUUCUCGUUCGGCGACGCGCCUUUGUCCGCGGGUGCGUUCGUCACGCUGCAAUGCACGGUGACGUACGGCGACGAACCCCUGUCGAUUUCCUGGACGUUCCACGGGCACAACCUAUCGUCGCAGAUGGGAGUGGCUACUACGAAAAUCGGUAACAAGGUGUCGCUGCUUACAAUCGACCACAUCAUCGCGGGCCACAGCGGGAAUUACACAUGCACUGCGCGGAACAGCGCGGGCAGCGAUAAUCGAACUGCCCUACUGCUCAUCAACGUCCCACCCGAAAUAGUGCCAUUCGAAAUCGGCGAAGAGGCACGUGAAGAAGGCGGCGUGGCUCAGGUGACUUGCGUCGUGCGUCGCGGCGACGAGCCGCUGACCAUCACCUGGUCUUUCCACGGCCGCAACAUCGCGUCCAACAUGGGCAUCAGCACCAUGAAAGUCGGCUCUCGAACGAGCCUGCUCAGCAUUGACAAAAUCACUGCGGCCCAUUCCGGAGUGUACACGUGCACUGCGCGAAACGAAGUCGGCGAGCACAAGUUCUCUGCUCAGCUGCAAGUCCAGGUUCCACCGAAAGUGGCUGGAUUCGGUUUUGGAGAAGCGGCGCGACGAGAAGGCGGCGUUGCUCAGGUUAGCUGCUUGGUGGAAGAAGGUGACGCGCCGCUGACGAUUCUGUGGACGUUCCACGGCCAGCGAAUCAACGGCAGCGCAGCGGGGGUUUCGACGCAUAAAAUUGGCGAAAAAACGAGCAUUUUGACGAUUGAGAAAGUGUUUGCAUCGCACUCUGGGACUUACACGUGUUCCGCGAGAAAUUCCGCUGGCGAAAACUCGCAGUCUGCGGAUCUCGUCGUCAAUGUGCCGCCUCGAAUCGUGGACUUCCUAUUCGGGGACGAAGCGAAGGAAGAAGGCGGCGUGGCUCAGGUGAGCUGCAUCGUCCGAGAUGGCGACGCGCCGCUGACCAUCUCCUGGUCCUUCCACGGCCAGAACAUCGAGUCGACCAAUACGGGCAUCAGCACUCUGAAAGUCGGCGCGCGGACGAGCAUUUUGAGCAUUGAGCGCGUUUCUGCGGCGCACUCUGGGGUGUACACUUGUACUGCGAGAAACGCGGCCGGGAAGGACAAGUUCUCGGCCGUGCUCGAAGUUUCCGGACUAUCUGACAAGUUUCCAACGAUUCUCGUACCACCGAAGGAUUGCCUCAUGUACCACCAGCAAUGGCACCCGUACCACCGGCUGAAAACCGCAGUGCCGCCGAAGAUAGACAUCGGCUUGGAUUCGUUGGAUUUUACUCCACUCAAGUGUUUUGUGCCGCCGAAGAUAGUAGAAUUUGUUUUCGGAGAAGAGGCACGGAAAGAAGGUGCGGUUGCCCAAGUCAACUGCAUCGUGAAUGACGGGGAUCUUCCGCUGACGAUCUCCUGGUCCUUCCACGGCCAGAACAUCGAGUCCACGCACAUGGGGAUCAGUACGCUUAAAAUUGGAGCUCGAACCAGUAUCCUUAGCAUAGAGCGCGUCACUGCGGCCCAUUCCGGGGUUUACACAUGCUCCGCGAGGAACUCUGCCGGAGAACAAAAGUUUUCCGCGGAAUUGCAAGUUUCCGUUCCGCCGCAGAUCGUAGACUUUGUUUUUGGCGACGAGGCGAAACGGGAAGGCGGCGUGGCCCAAGUAAACUGCAUCGUGAAAGAAGGCGACCUGCCACUGACAAUAGCUUGGUCGUUCCACGGCCAAAACAUCGAGUCCACCCACAUGGGCAUCAACACCGUCAAGGUGGGCGUUCGGACGAGCAUUUUGAGCAUCGACAAGGUGGCAGCGGCUCAUUCCGGGGUGUACACCUGCGUCGCGCGCAACGCUGCCGGCGAGGACAAGUUCUCCGCGAUCCUGGAAGUCUCUGGUUACUGGCCGAUUUCGGAAAUUUUCAGCGAAAGCAUCUUCCCACUUGAUUGUUUCCUAGUUCCGUAG